CGAAAAAAACCCAUACAUUUACAAAAAUUUCACUUCUCCCCCCCUCAGCGGAAUGGACUAGUCGAGUGUGUAUGACGGAGGAGUGACAUCAGUUUUCCGCAUCGCGAGAAUCGCUUGUCAGUGCUGAAGAGAGCAGCUGUGCUCCUCGUAACAAUGGCAGACAUACAGCCCGAUCCCUCUACUCAGCCGGAGCAGAUGGAUGAGGACGAGCCCUUCUUCAGUAAUCUGGACCUCUUCCUCUUCUCUCUCAUCGCUGGCCUGCUCAUCUACUGGCUGAUAUUCCGCAAAAAAACAGAACCCAUCCCAGAGUUUAAAAAGCUAGAGACUGCGACUCCAACAACAAGGGACACCAGUUUUAUUGACAAAAUGAAGAAAACGGGCAAGAACAUUGUCGUGUUUUACGGCUCACAGACGGGCACAGCUGAAGAGUUUGCCAAUAGACUUGCAAAAGAUGCUCAUCGCUAUGGCAUGAAGGGGAUGGCAGCGGACCCAGAGGAAUAUGACAUGGGUGAGCUCUCUCGUCUGGCUGAGAUUGACAACUCUUUAGCGAUCUUCUGCAUGGCCACAUAUGGAGAGGGCGACCCCACUGAUAAUGCUCAAGACUUCUAUGAUUGGUUACAGGAGGGCGAUGCUGACCUCAGUGGAGUUAAAUAUACAGUGUUUGCACUGGGCAAUAAGACAUAUGAGCACUAUAACGCCACAGGAAAGUAUGUGGACAAGAGAUUAGCUGAGCUGGGAGCGCAGAGGAUCUUUGAUCUGGGAAUGGGAGACGAUGAUGGAAAUCUUGAGGAGGACUUUGUGUCGUGGAGAGAGCAGUUUUGGCCGGCUGUUUGUGAACACUUUGGAGUUGAAGCAACUGGAGAAGAAUCCAGCAUCCGUCAGUAUGAGCUGAAGGUACAUACUGAUCUGAACAUGAAUAAGAUCUACACUGGAGAGCUGGGACGGCUCAAGAGCUUUGAGAACCAGAAGCCGCCUUUCGAUUCUAAGAACCCUUUCUUGGCACCUGUCACUGUGAACCGCAAGCUCAAUAAGGGCGGUGAAAGACAUCUGAUGCACCUGGAGCUGGACAUCACAGGCUCUAAAAUCAGAUAUGAAUCAGGAGACCAUGUUGCUGUGUAUCCCAUCAAUGACACAGCCAUAGUGAACAGGAUUGGUGAUAUCCUUGAUGUGGACCUUGACACUGUUAUCUCCCUCAACAACCUUGAUGAGGAAUCCAAUAAGAAGCAUCCAUUCCCCUGCCCCACCACGUAUCGCACCGCCCUGACUCACUAUCUGGACAUCACGAAUCCUCCACGCACAAAUGUUCUUUAUGAACUGGCACAAUACGCCACUGACCCCAAAGAGCAGGAGAACAUGCGUAAAAUGGCCUCUUCCUCACCCGAGGGCAAAGCGCUGUACCAGAGCUGGGUGCUGGAAUCAUGUAGGAAUAUUUUGGCUAUUCUUGAGGAUUUGCCAUCUUUGCGGCCACCCAUUGAUCACCUCUGUGAGCUUAUGCCACGACUGCAGGCCCGCUACUAUUCCAUUUCAUCAUCUUCCAAGGUUCACCCCAACAGCAUCCACAUCUGUGCUGUAGUGGUGGAAUAUGAGACUAAGACUGGUCGUGUCAACAAAGGAGUUGCCACUAACUGGCUGAAGAACAAAAUGCCUACUGACAAUGGACACAAGGCUACAGUGCCCAUGUACAUCCGCAAAUCUCAGUUCCGCCUGCCCUUUAAGUCCACAAACCCAGUGAUAAUGAUCGGACCUGGUACUGGUAUCGCACCCUUCAUCGGCUUUAUUCAGGAGCGUGGCUGGCUCAAAGAACAAGGUAAGGAUGUUGGAGAGACAGUGUUGUACUUUGGCUGUCGUCACAAGAACGAGGACUUUCUGUACCAAGAGGAGCUUGAGGAGUUUGAAAAGACUGGCGUUCUGACGGCACUCAAUGUAGCUUUUUCCAGGGACCAGGCACAGAAGGUGUAUGUACAACAUCUCCUGAAGAACAGCAAGGAGACUGUUUGGAAACUAAUUCACACAGACAAUGCCCACAUCUACAUCUGUGGAGAUGCCCGAAACAUGGCGCGGGAUGUACAGAACGCCUUCUAUGAGAUCGCAGAGGAGCUGGGCAGAAUGAGCCGCACUCAAGCUGUAGAUUACAUCAAGAAACUGAUGACUAAAGGACGCUAUUCGCAGGACGUCUGGAGUUAAAUGAUCUUUCAGCUCUGCAACAUUCCUCUUCUCUACAUUCCUGAUGUUGUGAUUUUUAUAAGAGUUCAAAUGUGUUUGCUAUUAUCAUUCUGACAUGUUUGUCUAAGAAAUGAAAACACUGACACACAUUCCCUCAUUCUAAAGUGAAUGAUGUAAAAGAAAUGUAUAUUUAAAAAAAAUCACGAUUUUAACAUACUAAUCAAACACGUUAUGCAUGGAACUUUAUAAUCAAAUACGUGGUAUGGGUUGUAAGCAUGAAGAAACUUUAACUCACUGAAAAAUGUUUCUUCAUGGAGUAUGAUGAGAAGUUGACUGAUAUUCAAUGAUGUUCUUGUCUUUUUGAAAACCUUCAGAGGUCAUAAACAGUGCAAACAUGCAGUUGUACUAUGAAGGUGGAUCACACUUUUUUUUUGUUUUUGUAGUUCUCUAAAGCAUUUUUAUUUUUUUUUUUUAAUUAUGGCUGAACAUGAAUGUAACCAUUUCAACCUGGAUGACCCUCACAGAUUUAAUUUUUCCUUUAGGUGCUCAGAAAUGCUUUCCCCUAUUCUUAGCUCAUAAUUUCACUGGUAAAGACUACACUAGUUGUAACAGACUUACCCAUUGUAUCCAUUGUAAGUGUGUGUGUAUAAUGCUGAGACACAGACAAGGAAACAAAUGCUGGUCUGAAGAACUGAUUUGUCAAGCUCUUGUGCCUUAUUUACUGUGUAGAUUGCGUCAUUAGUGGAACUUGAAGACCAGCAUCGCUGCUGAAAAGUUUACUAUUUUGGGAGAUGAUAGAAUUAUAUGUAGUAGUAGUAGUUGUUAGUUGUUGUUUGGGGCAUCAUCAAGUUUUAUAUGCAACUAUUGUUUCCAGUACAUUACAACUAUUUAGGCAUAUCUUUUUAAUGAUUAAAUUUAAAUUUAACAUCA
Ctenopharyngodon idella (grass carp) is the source of this 3093-nucleotide messenger RNA. It is a transcript of the gene porb, whose product is annotated as P450 (cytochrome) oxidoreductase b. Gene Ontology annotation, cellular component: cytosol. Gene Ontology annotation, biological process: response to hormone. Gene Ontology annotation, molecular function: flavin adenine dinucleotide binding; FMN binding; NADPH-hemoprotein reductase activity. The coding region runs from base 154 to 2184 and encodes 676 amino acids. The record is from RefSeq and is a predicted model, not a curated record. The transcript is spliced from 16 exons. Lineage: Eukaryota; Metazoa; Chordata; Actinopteri; Cypriniformes; Xenocyprididae.